Polistes canadensis is the source of this 2205-nucleotide messenger RNA. RefSeq names its product SAGA-associated factor 29 homolog (gene Sgf29). Gene Ontology annotation, cellular component: SAGA complex. Bases 276 to 1157 code for a protein of 293 amino acids. The transcript has 2 exons. The record is from RefSeq and is a predicted model, not a curated record. NCBI's taxonomy places the organism in Eukaryota, Metazoa, Arthropoda, Insecta, Hymenoptera, Vespidae.
AGACUCGAGCAGUAUGGCGCAGAAGCACACGCACGCUCGGUCGUAUAAUCGAGCAACGCUUUAGUACUGCUUACUGCUUCGCAUUGUAGAGAUGAUUUUUGUGUUGUUUGUGAUUACCGAAAGUAUUUUCAAGUUUUAUCUCAUAAAUAAGAGAUUCAUCGGAGAAUCAUUGUGUAGGCAUCUAAACGACAAUUAAUAAUAAUUGAAGAUUCAUAUAAGCAAUUAAGAAUCGUUAUAUUCGUUAUCUAUCUUAUCGGAAAACACAAAUCAGGAAAAUGCCAUUUACAGCGGAUGCAGCGGCCGCACAGAUCCAGGAACGUCUCCGAAAUGUGUAUCAGUUAGUUCACGAUAUUGAGGCACAGAGGAGUAGGUCUGAACAUAAUUUAAAUAAUAUUGUGAAAACUCACGAAAAGGUUACACCGGAAGAUAAAGUGUCUUCAUAUUAUCAACAAAAAUUGAAGAAUCUCUAUAGUGCAGCAGUUAUUGACGCCCACCAAGAAGAAGAAAUUUUGCGAAAAGCCUUGGGUAAAAUUAAUGAAAUCCGUGGGAUAAGGAACGAGAGGCGUAUACAGGCAAGAAAUGCUGGUAACAAAGAAACGAUCAGACGUGGUGCAUUAAUGAAGAUGCUGUUAAGUACAGCACAGACGCUUCCUCUUUAUGUUGGUAAAGCGCCAGGAGCGAAAGCACCUCCAUUGUGCGGUGCUGUUCCAGCUGAGCCCACCUACAUCGCGAAAAUGGGAGACAUGGUAGCUGCAUUGGUAAAGGGAUCGGAGGAAGAAGAAAACUGGAUACUCGCGGAAGUUGUACAAUUCAAUCAGGCAACAAACAAGUACGAGGUAGACGAUAUCGACGAAGAACAGAAAGACCGUCAUACUCUUUCACGUAGACGAGUGGUACCUCUACCAUUGAUGAGAGCAAAUCCGGAGACCGAUCCUCACGCUUUGUUCACGAAAGGUUCGGUCGUGAUGGCUCUCUACCCACAGACAACAUGCUUCUACAAAGCAGUUGUCAAUCAAUUACCUACCACGGCUACGGAGGAAUACGAAGUUCUUUUCGAGGACGCAACUUAUUCCGAUGGUUUCUCACCUCCGUUAAAUGUUGCACAACGUUACGUUAUAUCUAUAAAGGAAAGUAAAAAAAACAAGAGCCAAUGUUAAGUCAGUAUUAUUCUAUAUAUAUAGAAUAUAUUCUAUGUAUUUUCGUUAUAUAUAUUUAUAAGUAUUUGAUAAGAUUUAUUUUAUAAGAUACUCGUGAAAAAUAAAAAAGAGCGCGUUGAGCGUGGUUUUCGUUACCACCCUUAUCCUAUCAACGAACACUUGCUAUCCUUUUCUAUAAACAUCUUAACGAUAGCAAUCGGAAAAUAACAAUCUCGAAUUGUACAUCAUUUUUCCUUAUGAUACCAGUAUUAGUAUUUUUAACGUUGGAAUCAAUUUUAAUUUUAAUCUAUAUCUAUGAUAAUUACAAAUAAUUUUAGAUAUUUUUGAAACGUUUAAAUGCAUAGAGCACGCAUAUUUGAGUAUACUAAAUUACACGUGGUUGGAACUUCUCGAGGGACUAAGUGAGCAUAUGCGAAUAGGAAAAACGCGUAUCUACCGUUAGGGUACUAUAUCCGCAAUGCUUUUAGUCGAGUAUAAUCGACGUAGGUUAUACAAGGAUAAUGUCGGCAUUAGAGUACGUACCAACUUGGGAGGACCUCGACAUGUGAACUAUUUUGACCUUCCGCAGUAUCGGCAUUCCGUGAUCGGUUGGCAAUGUUAUUUCUUUCUUUAUAUUAGAAAAGUAUUUACAAAGAUGGUGGAAGGACAAAAUUAAAACUUCAAUCGGAGAAUAGAUCGUCCAAACCAUAAGAGCUUACACAAGGGAAGGGAACGAACAUAAAAGAGGAUUCUGUGCAAUAAUUAAUUACAUAAUCAGUGACUACCGUCAGACAUCAAAGCGACUCGAAGCCGAUGCUACUACCACAGUCGAUGAUGGUUCGUUGGAUUUAGCCAUUUCUCUUUAAUUAUUUAAUUUAAUCACCCUGGUACUUACUAUCUACAAAAAGCUUCCUUCAACAUAUGUUGAUAAAUUUAAUUGACUUUGCACUAUACUAUUAGUUCCCAACGGUACCCACAUGUGGUCGGUCAAUGUUGAUGUUAAAUUAUCCGUUUCUUUAUAUUAUCUAUGAAUACAUUUAUUCUCUAUUAAACCGUGUUAUUUCAAGAA